AUGUUUAACACAAAAGUUAUCAACAAACUAAUUAAUACUACUAAUUUUAAUACUCAAAAGUAUAUUCUUGAUGAGUUACUUCAAACUAGAAAUGUAACAUUAGAAGAGUUAUCUAAAAUUAAUUAUGAAAAACUAAAUAAAAUGUCAUAUUCAAAUAGUGCUAUAGAAAAUAUAUUAAAUAUUCUUCAGGAAUACAUUAAAUAUCGAAAAGCACAUCCACUUCCAACUUCUUCUACAAAUAAAGUAGAAUCAGACAAUACCUAUUGUAAUCCAAAGUCAAUUUUUGCUUUUGAACAUGAAGAUAAAAAUUCAACCAUUGAAAAGCAUAAGAAAAUUAUAAAAGAUUAUCUCACGGGAAAAAGAGAUAAAUUAACACCAAAAUUGGCUAGUACAAUACUUUAUGAACCAAUGAUUACAGACUAUGAUAUUGUGAAAGCAAAUGAUGAACGUGAACUUUUACAAAAUCUUAUUGAGGAACGUGACGAGAAGUAUCGAAAACUUGCUCAUCUUAAUAUGGAACGUGAUAAGCUUCGAAAAAUAUAUCAUGAGAAAAGUAAAGCUUGUACAGAGAUUAACACAAUCGUUAAGGAACUGUUCAGUGAAAUAAAUUCAGACACUUUUUUUAAUCAUCCCUCUAUUAAAAGUGAAAUUAAAAAACUUGUUUCUGAAUUAGAACUUUAUUAUAACAAUCAUUAA
This is a messenger RNA of Strongyloides ratti, 696 nucleotides long. RefSeq lists its product as hypothetical. Bases 1 to 696 code for a protein of 231 amino acids. The record is from RefSeq and is a predicted model, not a curated record. The transcript is spliced from 3 exons. NCBI's taxonomy places the organism in Eukaryota, Metazoa, Nematoda, Chromadorea, Rhabditida, Strongyloididae.